This is a messenger RNA of Cryptomeria japonica (Japanese cedar), 410 nucleotides long. RefSeq names its product ethylene-response factor C3-like. Gene Ontology annotation, molecular function: DNA-binding transcription factor activity; DNA binding. The transcript has a single exon. Gene Ontology annotation, biological process: ethylene-activated signaling pathway; regulation of DNA-templated transcription. Bases 44 to 385 code for a protein of 113 amino acids. The record is from RefSeq and is a predicted model, not a curated record. Lineage: Eukaryota; Viridiplantae; Streptophyta; Pinopsida; Cupressales; Cupressaceae.
GGGGAAAUAUGCGGCUGAAAUCAGAGAUUCAAGAAGAAGAGGAAUGAGGAUGUGGCUUGGAACAUUUGACAGUGCAGAGGAUGCAGCCAUGGCUUAUGACAGGGCUGCCCUCAGCAUUAGAGGACCCAGAGCCAUCCUCAACUUUCCUAUAUUCACCCCCUCUUUCAUGAUGCCAGAUGAAUUCAGUGAAGAGAAAGAGUCUCUUGAUGGAGGAUGUCAGAUUACAGAAGAAGAAAAAGAAGAAAGUACAUGUGCAAGCAGUGAGAGAUUUGUGAUAGAAUUGGAGGAUAUGGGUGUAGAUUAUUUGGAAGAGCUUCUUUUCACUAGUGAAAGAAUAACUGCUUCCUGGUUCUCUGGUUCUUUAGAUGAGCAGCUAAUUUCUUAGUCCCACAGUCUUUUAUAAUCAUGGU